Molecule: messenger RNA, 486 nt
Organism: Rotaria sp. Silwood2
Lineage: Eukaryota; Metazoa; Rotifera; Eurotatoria; Philodinida; Philodinidae
Source: the annotation of a GenBank genome assembly
AUGAAUUAUUAUUUAGCUUAUGCAUAUCCUCAAUACGUUGAAGUUGCAGGCUUAAUAGCAGUACGAAUGCCUGCAGCAUUUUGCGCUUAUAUAAAAGAUUGGCAAGAUAGAGAAAACUUGAAACGUGCAUUAUUUUAUACUAGUAAACAACAUAAUUUUCCACAACGUGCUGCUUGUCUAACUACUCUAUCAAUAUUUGGUGAAUUAACAAUAGAACUAUGUGAAAUGUUUAUUGAAGCUUUACGUGAUGAUCCACAUGUACAAAAUACUUGUUAUAAAUGCUUGACACGUAUUAAAUCUAUUAAAGAUGAAAAAGCUGUUCUAAAUAUGUUAUUCUCGUAUUUGAAAUCGAAAUCAAUGAAUGUUCGAUAUGUUACAGCUAAAAUUCUUCUUCAUCUUUCUAAAUCUUCUCUCAUUCCAUCGAACCAAAUUGAAAGAAUAUUGAAUAAUCUUAUGUUAGAUUCGAGUUCAAACGAGAGUCUUUGA